AUGGCUGCACUGAUUCUGCUGUUCUGCCUCAUUCUGCUGAGUACAGUGAUUAAUAGGAGUGAGGCCUGUUUCUGUGAUCACUACCCAUGGACUCAGUGGUCCAGCUGUUCCAAAACCUGUAAUUCUGGAACCCAGAGCAGACAAAGACAAAUAAAGGUGGAUGGCUACUACCGGGUUAACUCAUGUGAUCAGCUUUGCACCAAGCAGGAGACAAGAGAGUGCAACUCACAGAUAUGUCCCAUCAACUGUGUUCUGGGAGACUAUGGGCCCUGGUCAGACUGUGACCCUUGUCUUGCAAAACGGUCUAAAGCUAGAUCUGUCUUACGCCCCAGUCAGUUUGGGGGACAGCCAUGUACUGAGCCCCUGGUGACCUUUCAACCAUGCAUUCCAUCUAAGCUCUGCAACAUAGAAGAGGCUGACUGCAAGAAUAAGUUUCGCUGUGACAGUGGGCGCUGCCUUCUCAGCAAGUUAGAAUGCAACGGAGAAAAUGACUGCGGGGACAACUCAGAUGAAAGGCACUGCGGGAGAACCAGGGCGGUGUGCCCCCGGAAGCACGCUCCCGUUCCCGGAGCGCAGCUGAUGGGCGCUGGGUUUCAUUUUCUGGCAGGAGAGCCCAGAGGAAAUGUCCUUGAUAACUCCUUCAUGGGAGGAAUAUGUAAAACUGUCAAAAGUAGCCGAGCAAGUAAUCCAUACCGAGUCCCAGCCAACCUGGAGAACGUCAACUUUGAGGUACAAACUCUAGAAGAUGAUUUGGAAACAGAUUUUUACAAAGAUUUAGUUACUCUGGAAAAAGAUAAAGAUGAACAAGCCCUUCUGUUGGAUGCAGAUAAGAGCUCUUUCCAUGUGCCAAUAUUUUACUCCUCAAAGAAAAAAAAAAUCUCCAAACAUAACUCAGCCUUCCAACAAGCCAUUCAUGCCUCCCACAAAAAGGAUUCUAGUUUUAUUAGGAUCUAUAAAGUGAUAAAAGUCUUAAACUUCACAAUGAAAGCGAAAGAUCUGCAGCUGUCUGAUGUCUUUCUGAAAACACUUAACCAUCUGCCUUUAGAGUACAACUUCGCUCUGUACAGCCGCAUAUUUGAUGACUUUGGAACUCACUACUUCACUUCAGGCUCCCUGGGUGGGGCGUAUGACCUUCUGUACCAAUUUAGCCGGGAGGAGCUAAAUAACUCAGGUUUAACAAAAGAAGAAAUCCAAAACUGUGUUCGAUAUGAAACAAAGAAACGUUUUGGUUUUGUUAAGAAAACAAAAGUGGAACACCGGUGCACAACCAACAAAUUGUCUGAAAAAUAUGAAGGUUCAUUUUUGCAAGGAACAGAGAAAUCCAUAUCCCUGGUCCGAGGUGGGAAAAGUCAAUACACAGCUGCUUUGGCCUGGGAAAAAGGGAGUUCUGGUCCAGAGGAGACAGUCUUUUCUCAGUGGUUAGAAUCUGUGAAGGAGAACCCUGCUGUGGUUGACUUUGAGCUUGCUCCCAUCAUGGACUUGGUCAGAAACAUCCCCUGUGCUGUGACAAAACGGAACAACCUCAGGAAAGCUUUCAGAGAAUAUGCAGCCAAGUUUGACCCUUGCCAGUGCGCCCCGUGUCCCAACAAUGGACGUCCUGUGCUCUCGGGGACUGAAUGCAUGUGUGUAUGCCAGAGUGGCACCUAUGGUGACAACUGUGAGAGGCGGUCUCCUGAUUAUACCUCUGAUGCAGUGGACGGGAGCUGGGGCUGCUGGUCACCCUGGAGCCCGUGCAAUGCUGCCUAUAAGAGAUCGAGAAGCCGAAAGUGCAAUCACCCCGCCCCGCAACACGGAGGGAGACGCUGUGAGGGAGAGAAGCAGCAAGAGGAAGACUGCACAUUUUCAAUAAUGGAAAAUGUUGGACCUUGUAUCAGUGAUGGUGAAGAAAUGAAAGAGGUUGAUCUUCCUGAGACAGAGUCAGAUUCAGGGUGUCCUAGGCCAGUUCUUCCGGAAAAUGCCUUCAUCUGGAAUGAAAAGAAAGUAUACUCUGUUGGGGAAGAAGUUGAAAUUUCAUGCCUUACCGGAUUCAGAGCUGUUGGGUACCAGUACUUCAGAUGCUUACCAGACAGGACCUGGAGACAAGGGGAUGUGGAAUGUCAACGGACAGAGUGCUUCAAGCCAGUUGUACAGGAAGUCCUUACACUCUCACCAUUUCAGAGAGUAUAUAAGAUUGGUGAAUCCAUUGAGUUGUCCUGCCCCAAAGGCUUUGCUGUUAGUGGGCCAACAAGGUACACCUGCAAGGGAGAUUCCUGGACACCUCCCAUUUCAGAUUCACUAACCUGUGAAAAAGAUAUGUUGACAAAAUUGCAGGGUCCUUGUCAGCCAGGACAAAAGCAGUCAGGAUCCAAAUGUGUUUGCAUGUCUCCAGAAGAAGACUGUAGCAGUUAUUCAGAAGAUCUCUGUGUAUUUGAUAUGGGAUCCAGCCGCUACUUUACUUCAUCUGCUUGUAAAUUUUUGGCUAAGAGAUGUUUAAAUAAUGAGAGCCUUCAUUUUGUACAUAUUGGUUCCUGCCAAGACGGUCCACAGUUAGUAUGGGGUCUUGAAAGGAUAAAACUUGCAUUGAACAGCACAAAGCAGGAAUCCUGUGGCUAUGACACCUGCUAUGACUGGGAAAAGUGUUCAGCUUCCACCUCCAGUUGUAUCUGCCUGCUGCCACCACAGUGCCCCAAAUCCGGACACCAACUCUACUGUGUUAAAAUGGGAUCAACACACAGGAAAGCAGUAAAUAUGUGUGUAGUGGGAGCUGUGAGAUGUGCAAACUGGAAGAUGGAAAUCCUGUACCCUGGGAACUGUUUGGACUAGCACAGUUACUGAGAAACGUAUUUACAAUUUAAAAACAAUGUCUUAUUGCCUCCUCCUCAUAGCUGACGGCAAACCCCACAAUGCAAAAUCCACAUUCUCCAACAAGGAGAGUCUCUGCAGAGCGGGGAG
Messenger RNA from Jaculus jaculus (lesser Egyptian jerboa), 2931 nucleotides. RefSeq names its product complement C6 (gene C6). The record is from RefSeq and is a predicted model, not a curated record. Gene Ontology annotation, cellular component: membrane attack complex. Bases 1 to 2802 code for a protein of 933 amino acids. Gene Ontology annotation, molecular function: protein binding. Gene Ontology annotation, biological process: immune response. The transcript is spliced from 17 exons. Lineage: Eukaryota; Metazoa; Chordata; Mammalia; Rodentia; Dipodidae.